GGUAUUUGAUUGUAAUUUGCCAUUUAUUAGGUAGUAUAAUACUCGAAUAUUGGUCCUGACUAUAUUGGGCUAAUAUAGACUAUCAGCCUGGACGGCCCAGUUUGAUCUUAUUUGGGGAUCCAACAAGUUAUCUGAAAUCCAAAUACCAUUCGUUUUUAUUUAUGAAAAUAUCAAUUCUUUUCUUUCGUGCGAUUGCUGAAAAAUUGAAUCAAUCUUUCUUUUCAUGGAUCCCAAAUAUACUGGAGAAACCUUGAAGCAUUUAGAGAAAGAAAGUGAAUUACUCUCCAAUGCCCAUAAAACUAUGUCUGAUCAAUUGCACACACUUCAGGUUGAGGAAGAAAUGCUGAUGCGCAAGUUCUAUGAACUUAUGUCUGCUCAUGGUCUAGCUAAAAAGAAAGGUGUCAAUGAUGAUGCUGAUGAAAUGCAGAAUACCCUGGAAGGAGCGCUGGUCGAUGUGACUAGUGGUGCUGAUGGAAGGCAGAAUGACCUGAAAGGAGCUACCAGCAACAUGACAAAUGGUGAUAACUAAUGUACAAGUGAGAUAGAUAUCCAAUUUCUAAGUUCUGUAUAGAAAUCCAUUGUUUGCAUUCAAUUAAAGUGAGCUCCACCAUUUUGGCCCAUCUUGAUUUCUCCCUCUUCACUGCUCCAAUUGUGUUCUCUUUUCUGUUUGGCCAUUUUUUUGGCCUUGCAUUCUUCAAGAUGUUUCUGGAUUGCUUCUCA
Lycium barbarum (goji berry) is the source of this 720-nucleotide messenger RNA. RefSeq lists its product as uncharacterized. The transcript has 4 exons. The record is from RefSeq and is a predicted model, not a curated record. Lineage: Eukaryota; Viridiplantae; Streptophyta; Magnoliopsida; Solanales; Solanaceae. Bases 224 to 529 code for a protein of 101 amino acids.